AUCCAAACAGCCAAACAGGGUACAAAGAGGAGAACGAGCAGGUGGAGGAGGAUCUGAGAAAGAGGGGAAGAGAGAGAGAGGGAGAGAAGAGAGAGAGAGGCGCAGGCGGCUUUGCGAUCUGCGAUCAGCGAUCAGCGAUCGGCGGUUGGCGUUUCGUCGGUUUCAGGAAUCGGCGUGUUUGAGGUCGAGGGUAUUGAAGACCACAAGAAGAAGAGGAAGAGGGGAGGAGAAGAAUCCAAGAAUCCAAUACCUCGUUUUCUUUGGAGCAGGAUUUGAAGAUUUUUGCGGGGUUAGUCUCCUGAAGGUUUCGUGUUUCGUCAGUCUUCGAUCAAUCGCGGCGGUUUUGACGAAGAGAACAGGUAUUGAAAAAUCCAGCUUUUGUUUCUACCCUUUUUUACUGGUUAUUUUUCUUCAAAUCAGAGGGGAAUGUGGUUUUAUUGUCUUGGCCUGACGGUCGCUAGGCUCCGAUCUCCAGUUCUGAGAACUCCAACUAGGUUUUUCUUUUUUCUGAAGCGUCAGAAGAUGAAUCUGGUCCAAGGCGGGUCCUGGAACUGGGAUUUCUUAAGAUUCAUCUAGUUUUUGGUAGGUUUAGAUGAACGGAGCUAACCGAGAUGCAAUCUGAAGAAACUAGCGUUUCGCAUCCACGUUGGGGUUGUUGAUGGUUUUUUCAAAUGCCCCGCUUCACCUGCAAUUUUUGUCGAGCUUCUCUGGUGCUGGAGGAAUCGCUUUGAUCCCAGAACGUUGCAGGAAUCAUCUAUGGACUAUGGAUUGAAUACCCAAUUAGGGUUUCGGACAUAACUUCUUUAACAAUAAGUUAUUCUUUACCGCACCAUCUAUGCGUAAGGCCCUGAUUGGAGAAGGUGCUCCGAAUGCAUAGAUCAAUAUUAGGGCUUCUUCUUGCAGGAAUUAUGAUGACCGCUAAGACCGCCGAUGCAUCUUCUAAUAUUGUUUGUAGAACAGUCGAACAUGUCUCACCAGAUUUGUUGUUUGUGGUGGAUGCUUUGUCAUUUCAGAAGCCCCAUACACUAUAUUGUGCUCAUUUUAGGUUCCGGAAUCCAAACAUUACUUUUGCAGGAAGGAGGCAGUUCAUGGUAUUUGAUUUUGAUUGAAUCAAAGGGAUUAGAUAUUUUGGAGUUGUCCUUGAGGAGAUGUGAUCUUGUCCAAAACAAGUAGCGGAUGUUGUUAUCCGGAUAACUGCCGAAUUGAAGAAACUUGCUGGCCCAAUUGAUUUUUGAUAACCACUUUAUUUUGUGGAUCAUACAAGGCUUGGGCACAGAUUUGAGAUGAAGAGAUGGCUUCCUCCUUUUUUGAUGUUAGUGAUUUUAUUUGAUGAAGCCCUUUGGGUCUACAAACAGUCGGUCCAAGUCCACUCACAUGUUUUGAGUAGCUGUGUAGAUUGCUUUGCUGCCACCUUUGGCAUAUUCUGAAGUAGCAAUAUAAUUCCCUUGGAUAUUAAUGUGAUGGAAUUAAUGUUUAGAAACAAAUUUUGGUGUUAAAACUCUACUUCCCGGAGUGAUGAAAUUAUUACAUUUUGCCUUCAUUGUCGUACAUGAAGUCUUUCAAUUUCCUUAAUUAUUUUCUUGCAAAGAAGCCCUGGUUCCGAAUAUUAGGAAUCAGCUGUCCAAUGCUACAAUGUGAACUGAGGGAGUUUCCUGCAGGCCUUCAAAACUGCUUAACAACAUCUGCCUCAAGGGGAGAUAAGGCAACUACUCUGAAUUUGCUGUGGUUCUUGGAAAAGUAUUUUGUUCAACCACAUAUUUGAACAGGCAACAACGGGGUCUGCACCAAAAUUAAUUUGCAGACUUGAUUAGAGCAGUGCACUGGGGUGACGUCAUCGGCCCUGGAGCUGAAAAGCGAGUAACAACGGCAUCUUGCAAGACUUGUGAUAGUAGAUCAAUUGUUAAUGGGAUAGGAUCUUUGUCUGCUCAAAUGAUGAGCAUGGUGGGCCUUGAACUUACAAAUUUUAUCAAUCCUAACUUGACGUGGAAAACAGUAUCAAAAGGCAGUAGGAGUGCAUCAAGGCGCUCCAGGAAAUCAGUUGCUAGAAACGAGAAAGUAAGUCUGGAGCAGGCUGAUAAGAGCCCUGAAGGGGUGGACACAUUAGUGUCAGAAUCUGAGAAGCUUGGCGUAGCUGUACUUGGGAGGCGCUUUCGGGAUAAGGUAGAGCAUGUACCGAUCAAGAAAAGGAGAUUUUUGUUCCGGUCUCCAUCACCACCACUUCGGACUUCCUCUCCAUGCCUUGAGGAGUCUGAGCAAUCUGUAAAUAGUCAGCAUGAUUUGGGUCAACGGUCUUGUCAAAAUUCAAUCUCGGAAAAACAAGUAGUGGGUAUUGAUGCCUUUACUUCCAUGAAGUGUAACAAUGUUGUUGAUGGGAAGAUCCCAGAGGAGAUGACAAAAGAAAAACCUGGUUACAGUGAGGACUUUUCAGGUAUUCAGAUACUUGCUGCUGCUGCCUGCGAUGAUAGCAUGGGUGACGAUGUUAAUGUUCUGGAGGAUGACUCAUUAGCAGAAGAGUCUCCAGCUCGAGGAGGGAAUGAGUUAUCUUCUACUACACCUUUGAAAGAAACUGUUGCAUCCUCGGAAACAACUUUCACUCAAGAUUUGGCACGUGAAGAUGGUUUUGGUGGUUCUUUUUUUCAGGAAAACUCUGUUCCCAUUAAGCAGAAUUUUUCCACUCUAAAGGAUGACACUACAGAAAAAAAGUCUGUCAUUUCCCGUGAUGAUAGGUCACACUGGGACCUAAAUACUGUCAUGGAUGCAUGGGAGCACCCCUGUGCUGAUUUAGCUGUUGAUUCUCAAGCAGAUGUUAUGGACGGUUUCUCUGGGGAUGCUACAUGCGCAGAAUACCUGCAGACUUUGGAAGCUUGCAAGAUAGCGAGGGAUUCUGGGGAUGACAAUCAGAGUAAUAUUCAGUCUACAGUGGGAAAAGUAGUUUUGUUUGAUGCUCGUGCUGUCCAUGUUUGUUUGGACUCAAGAAAUUCAGUUUUUGGUACUUGCAAAUUGGACAGAGAAGAACAUAAUUUGGCAGUGUGCUCUGAUACUGACCGGACCAAAGUCCUGGAUAUGUAUGCCCCUUUAUCAGCUGAACUUUCUCUAAAGUCUUCAGCAAUGCCUGUUUCUGGUACAGAAGCUUCCACUCAUGCUGUCAGCAUGGAUGCAUGCCUUGACCUUUCUUCCCAUGCUGGAUCAGAUUUUGUCUCAAGCUCGUUGACAUUUGAGGAAAAGGAAAAUCCUCUGCCUUCUGGUGUUAUUCGCAAGCAUAGCAGUGAAAAUUCAGUUUCUGAUAUGCUUUUGGGCAAUGCUAGCUCAGAAACUGACCAGGCUGAGAAGCGUGAUGUUGCUUUUCCUGCUGCACCAGUCUCAGAGAAGAUCACCUGUGCAAGUAUGGAUGAAGUGUGUGAGGAUUCUUCUAGAAUGUCUGGAUUGGAUGGAAAAAGAAUCUCUCCCAGGUUGAUCACUGAUGCAUGUCAAUCUCCAUGUCCUGAUCCCCUAGAUGUUGAGAAUCCAUCCAGUGAAUCUGGUGAAAUCAUGGAUGUUUCUCCAUUGUCGCCUAUGUGCAUGGAUGUGUCUGCAUCAGUUGCGCAUGUUGGGGAAUACCGACCUACGGUAACUGAGGAUCCAAGUAGACACAAUACCAUGGAUUCUGGUGCUGUUAGGAAUGAAUCUGACAUGUCAAUGAACCUUGGUCCAAAUGAACUGUUGAACAAAUCCUCUGGACAUUCUAGUGUCAUCUUGGGAGAGAGAGGUGAACUAACCUCUUGUGAGGAAUGCAAAGGCCAUGGUAAUGAUCCUGCCAUUUCACCUGGAAAAAUGCUUGACAAUGAAGAUGGUCAGGGUCGCACAGUAGGCAUGGAAAACAUGGUGGAACUUCAAGAGGGUUAUGAUUCUCAGUUUGAGGAUGGGGAGUUAAGGGAGUCAGUUGUGCAUUGCUGGGAGGACAGUGAAGCUGAAGAUGGGGAAGCUGAACCUGUGGACUAUGAGACUGAUGACAGAGACACAUAUGAUGAUUCUAUUGAUUAUUCUGUUUCCUUUGAGAAUAGCACGAGAGAAACAAAUUGUCAACCUUGUCUGGGAGUUCCUUCGCCAAAAAUUAUUCUGGAUGCUGAAUUAAAUAAGAGAUGGUCAAAGAAAACUUCAAAUAUGCAUUUGGGGAUGGAGUCUGCUAGAAAAGAUGGCAUUGAGAAACUUGAGAUGGAUGUGAAGGUUGAUACGUGUUAUGGUACAGGAUCUGCUGAUGUGGGUGAUAAAAAUGGACUUGUUAAUGGGGUAGAUGCGUUAAAGGAGCCAAACCAUUCAGCAAGAUUGAAGUCAAAAUUUUCUGGAUGGGAUUAUCGGCUGCCUGAAGGUUGUGUAAUUUCUUCUGAUAAACGUUUCGAAAUAAAUGGCAAUACACGAAGAAGUCGUGCAAAUAAUUGCGUGAAUGGUCCUGGUGAUGUGAAAGAUAUCUCUAACAGAGUAAAUGGAAUGAGGGAAUCCAAGUCAUUCAGCAAGCUCGAAGGACAUUCUUCCUCUGAUUUCGUACAUAGGAAAGACACCAUGCAUUUACAGUGGAACAGAUCCAACCAACUUGAUGAUUCACAUCCUCAAGCUGAUAGAGCGUUUAAUGGUUCCGAGAGAUCUGCAGGAAGGAUGAGAACAUUACACAUGCACGGCAGAAGCCAUGUUGGCGGGCACUGGGAUGAUCAUCAUUCACUGGGCUCAUGGGAUUCAAAGCGCUACGAUGGCCCUUGUGAUUCUAGGAAGCCCAGGCCAAAAAGCGUUAUUGUAAAUUCCGAUUCUAAGGUUGAGGACAGCGCGCCCUCAGACCGUGCACUUUCAAAAGCUAGGGUUUCAGAAAUCAACUGCCAUCUUCGUGGUCAAUCUAUGCAUUCUUCCUCAAAAGGGGUGUAUAGGCGCUUUAUUAGGCGGAGGUCACCGGUGGCUAGGGAUUAUAAUUAUCACUUGAAUAUGGGAAUACCAGUGAGAGACGUCAGUCCUGAUAGAACUAGGUGCAGGCCUGGAAGGUAUCCUGGGUUUAGCCCCAGGGAGGGGUAUUACAGGCCCCUGCCCAAUGGUGCUGCUGAAUCCUUUGUUCGCAUGCCGCCUCAUUUAGCCAGGAGAGAGCGAAGCUUUUCUCCCAUUCUUCAUAGAGGAGCUCCUCAUUUUUCUCGACCCCAUGAGAGGUACCGGUCGAGGUCCAGAAGUCGCUCUCCCCUUAUGCGGCAGUUGCCCAGGGAACGGAAUACAGGCUUGAGGCCACUCAGUAGAUCCCCAGAUUUCAGGUCUGAGGUGAGCAUGGAGAGAGUGAGGUUGCCUGUUCAAAAGCAGCCUGGUUUUGCUUCAGAUUUUGAAGCAGGUUUUGUGUCCCCACCAAGAAACCGCUUCUCCCCACAGCGAAAUCUCAGAUGGAUUGAUGAUCGGAAUUGUGGCGUGGACCAAUUCAGGGAAAGGAGAUCCCCGGUGAGAAUAUUCCGGCGGGGGCAUAGGUUCAGUUCGCCAUGUUCCCCUGGACGAUUGAAACCAGACAAUUACUUCAGACCGGCAAUGCGAUCUGGAAGAUUUCCUGAGAUGGGUUGUGCAGGCAGGGGACGCAAAUACGACUGUAACAAUGACCAUAGAAGGAAGCAGGGCAGCAGGUACAACAUGAUUCAUCCAGAGAGACACUAUGAUGUUACGGAUGGAGAUGGGGGAGGGAGGCGGUUCCGAUUCGAUGUGGGUGACAGCGGAUUUGUAGGGCACGACAGUCGAGUCAAGGAUGAGUGCAUUAAGAACACUGACAGACGGCACAAGGAUAUACCUAGGAGAGGUAGAGAAGAGAGAGAUCAUUCAUGAGAUAGAGUAAAAUGAUUAGAGCUUGUAGAUUUUGGUGCCAUCUUUGAUUUGGGUUGGGGCGUGGGAAGAUGAUGAAGAUGCAGCUUCCAUGGUAACAUCACUCAUCCAAUCCGUAUGUGCCUUGCCUUCCUCGUUAUUCUCUCGUUGGAUGAUGAUGGGUUUGCUAGCUGGUGGUAUAUAUAUAAGAAGGGGGAAGGAGGGGGUGGUGCACACACCUGUAGAAUAUAUUUUGGCCCAGUUCGUUCUUUAUCCUGCCCUUAUGGAGAUGGUCUCUUCAUCUUGAUUUUCUUGGCUGAUAUUUUUUUUUUAAAUUUUAUUUUUAAUAUAUAUAUUUUUUUAACCAGGCCUGAUGUUUCCUCCAGAUUUUUUCAUUAUGGGCUUUUGUUUUUUCGGCUCCCAUCUUAAUGGUAUUUUCUUGCUUGCUGCUGGUUCAGCUGUUUCAAUCUCUCUAUUUGAGGGCACAAAGAUGCAUUGAAUUAGUAAAAAAUUUGAUAUUCUGAAA
Malania oleifera is the source of this 6313-nucleotide messenger RNA. RefSeq lists its product as uncharacterized. The coding region runs from base 1930 to 5811 and encodes 1293 amino acids. Lineage: Eukaryota; Viridiplantae; Streptophyta; Magnoliopsida; Santalales; Ximeniaceae. The record is from RefSeq and is a predicted model, not a curated record. The transcript has 5 exons.